Molecule: messenger RNA, 2373 nt
Organism: Acaulospora morrowiae
Lineage: Eukaryota; Fungi; Glomeromycota; Glomeromycetes; Diversisporales; Acaulosporaceae
Source: the annotation of a GenBank genome assembly
AUGUCUGGUCGACAUUCAGUUAAUCAAUUUGAUACAAAUGGAAGACCUAUUCUUCCAAACUCUCAACAAGUCCUUCAUGGUCAAAUAACAAAUAUCCAAAAUAUACCUGGAACGCAACAAUCGUCAAUGUCACUUCCUUCUAAUGCAAUCAUGCCUGGUCUUCCAAAUCAAUCUGGGAUGUUGAGGCAUUCCGUACAAAAUCCAAUUGAAGUUAUCAGACCUGGAACCACUGUUCCUGUUUCGAUCAGACAACCUGCUAACAACAGGUCUCAAAACGCUUUGAAUCCAGAGGUUCUCAUCGGUUCCGGAGCACAACAGAUGAUUCCUUUGUUAACCGAUAAUACUACUAAUAAUGUUCAAUCAAGACCUCCAACUCAAAUGCCUUCGGUCAACCAAAUUCAUGGUCGCCCACAUAAUAUUGCAUCUGGUACGACUAUUAAGCAACCUGUCGUUUCUAAUUUUAAUUCGGCUAAUCGUCCGCCACCAGCCGGGAAAAUAUUACCUCGAAACAUUCAGAGGCCUAAAAUGUUUGAAAUGCCAAAGCCUCAAUUGACUCUGAAGGCUGAAUAUAUAAUCACACCGUCUUCCAUAGUUGGCAAAAAGAAAUUGAGCGUAAUGAGGAUCAGAGGUCAAAAAGUAGAUCUCACAAAAUUAAAUGCACCUGUUAAGCUACAUAGGAGAGAUCCUGAAGCGCCUACGCAGAAUGGUGGCAUCAAUAAUCGCCAAAAUCAAAGCAUCGUGCCUGGAAACAAAUCGGCUCAAGUUUUACCACCCACUACAGGAACUGCCGAUGCAUCAUUGAUUGCUCCAUAUGCGGGUGCGAGACAAAACAAGAAAAACCUUUUCAAGAAGAAGACGACCCAAGUCUUCUUGGCUGAUCCAAAAUCAAGAGAGCUCAGAGCAGAAGAAAGUAUUCCAUGGGUAUUGGAAGACUUUGGCGGCGAAAAUACAUUCAUUGGUGACUAUAUAGGGGGUGACAGUGCAAAAUAUUGUGUCUUGCUUAAAAAGGGUGAUAAAUUUAGAUUCGUACCUGUCCAUCGAUUUUAUGAAUUUCAGCGCAAACUUAAAAUUAGGACUUUGACUAUUGAAGAAGCUGAAGAACAAAUGGCUCGGGCCAAAAAGAUGGACAAUGAUCGCUGGUUAAUGAGAAGAUUUGGUAAAGGGAAGGAAGCGGAAGAUAAUGAAGGUGGUAUUUACGAUCCAAAAUCUAGUAUUAAGACUGAUCUUCCCGACGAUGCUAAUCCACUUAUUGAUGACGAAACUAAGGAAGUGGGAAAACUUAAAGCCAAAGCUAAGCGUCCUUUCGAACUUAAUGAUCCAUCCCUAUCUGACGAAGGGGACGAACUGACUACUGAAGGGAAGCAAAUGAAAAAGUUAAUUAGAGAAUUAGAUGACAACGAUGUAUAUGAAAGUGAUCGAGAGUCAAAUCCAUAUUUCUCUGAAAGUGAUGAAUUUGACAGUGAAGGGACCUCUUCUCCUUCUUCAAAAUCUCCAUCAACUGCGGGAUCUGGUAAUAAGACUGUACAAUCUGCUAAAACCGAGAAACUUGUGGAUAAAGGAAAAGUAACAACAAUAAAAUCAAAGGCAACCAAUAAGCCCACUACUACGAAAUCCAAAAUGCCUACAGGAACAAAGAUAAAAGGCAUGGCUGAGAAGCAAACGAAGCUUAAGACUACUACCAAACAGAAACCUGUGGUCCCCAAACCACCCGCAAAUAAAGGAAAGAGUGCAACACCAGUUUCAGCUAAUGUUACAACCUCUGUUGGCUCUAAAAUAAAAGUACCUGAAAAGAACAUCAGGCAGGUUAGUGAUAUUACGUAUAAGGCUUCAGACAAAGGGAUUUCGAGUGCUACAUCAGUUCCGGGUAAAGGAGCCAUCCAGAAACAAAAGCCUACCAAGAUUGGGGCUCCAUCAUCAUCGUCUUCUUCUUUUGCUGCUACUCCCGUUUCUGCCGGCAGAUCUAAAGAAACCUCUCCUAAUCUUGGGAAAAGGUCCCUUUCUAAUGAUUCUGAGUCAAUUUCCAUUAAACGCGCACGUGUUGACGCACCUACAGAAGCAAAAAAACUUGUUAAGCCUCCUAUAAAACGUGAAGAAGAAGGUAGACCGGGUCCAUCUGGAUCGGCUGUUAACAACGUCAAGAAAUCAAAAGCUCCUACAAAGGGUUCCACUGGUAACUCCCAACAGGGAAGUUUGAUCGAUGAAAGCGAAAUUAGGAAUUUGAUUCUCACUAGGAAGGUUCGAGUUACCGAUCUGAUCUUAUCCUUUAAGAACAGGAUCAAGGAAGAUUCUCGUAAUAAAGAUCGUCUCCUUUCAAUUACAAAAGAGAUCGCGACUUACAAAGAUGGCAUUCUCGUACUGAAGGGUAGUUCAUAA